AUGACCGAAAAUAGGGGCUUCUGGAUAAGGGAACCAUUUAUGGAGUAUUCCAAUCCUGAACUUCUGCAGCUUGCAUCAUACCUGGCUCAGCACGACGUUGCCUUCAGCAAUCUUCCCCAGUAUCCAACCGAAGACUCAGAGGAUCGUGACACAGAAUCUAUCGAGGCGGUAAAACCGAUAAUCAGGCAUGAAAGCCACAGAGCAGUGUCUAAUCGACCUCCAUUGCGAACCUGUUCACCACCCGUUAGGGAUAAAAACUUGAAUUAUCCUCAGCGCAAACCCCUUCAUGCUCCAACAGAACGCCAACUGAAUGCCUCAAAAAUAUCACAGUUGAGGCAGCUCAUAAAUAAGUCAAAGGCUGCUCUGCUGGAUUUAGAUUCGGACAUAUUGGGGGAGAGAGCUGCCGUCAAUUUGCACAUGCCACCCACUGGAAACAAGAUGUCUGUACGUUACCGUCUACCAAGGGGGGCUGUUGCAUCCAGUGGUGUUUUGAAGCCUUGUGUUCGGUUGCUUGGUGAGAAAGGAGCUCGGAAAGGGAAAAGAUCUGCUUUGGGGCGUCGGGUCGAUGAGACAGCCAGCGCGUACCACAAGGCACAGCUUUUCGUCACCCUGCAAGAUGUAGAACGCAUGACACAGAUCUUCUCUCUUCCUGAAUCACCGAGAGUGGAUACCGUUCCCGGCUUUCGAUCACAAAAAUAUUCCCAGUAUCAACGAAAGUUUCCGCCUGAAUUAGUAGCCUUCCUUGAAAAGUGGGGAGCAACAUUGGAAGUCCAUGGUUCAAAUGCAAUCAAAGGGAUCCGCAUAUCCCCCUCACGCGGUUGUUUCCUUGAUUCACUUUCGGAAUCUUCGUCUGCAUCAAGUGAUUCUAUUGAAAAAUUCAUAAGAAAUUACGCAAAGCAACAGGCGCCUUACCAAAAUCAAACCCUAGGAACCAGAGAAGUUGAACAAAAUCGUCACGAUUCGCCGAGAACGUGUCAUUUCGAGUACUCCUCAAGAGCGCAAUGUAUUCCAAAGGUAAAAACCCCACUAACAGAAGAACCCUCGAUAGCCUCCACUUAUCAGACUCUUCGAUUACCGGUUGAGCAGUACCGGCGGUUGCUGGCAGAUAGCAGAACCACAGAGGCUGCGCAUGAGGAGCGCUGGCGACGAGGUGGUUUGGCAUCCAACACCAUCUUUCUUUCGCGCCUCUGCGACUGGCUAGCCGAGGAGAUCGUAGACUCCUGCAUUGAAACGGGCACCAACCUCAUUGACUGCUUCUCCAAUGAUAUUAUUGAUGAACUUUUCCGUCACGAAUUGGUCACCUCCCCCUGUUCUCCAUGGGACAGUUUCAGCGGUCUUGCAGGGUCACCGCAACUUCAACAGACCUCUAUUUUGCAGCGUCUGCUCCCGCCUGCCCCUUCUGAGGCCCCCAUUGAGCUGAAUCAACACAAGGCGUCCUCUGGGAAAUGUUUUGCUCAUCAAGAUUCAACAGAGAGGAAAAUACUCACACUGAAACAUGGUAGUUGUUCUACGACUGAAUCAGAAAGGCCUCCACACACGCAGCCAUCGGCGGAGGACUGCGUUGCAACACAGGAGACCCGCAAGUCGGUUCUUCAACCACUCGUCUAUCAGCCUCAAAACGCACUCAGUCCUAUUGAAGAGGUAUCUGCACCAUCUUUCUUGCCUAGGAAUCCUCUACAUGAAAGCGUCAAGCUCACUACACUAGAAGACGUUCGAUUUCAAACGACUGGGCCCGCAAUCCGUCCACCACAGUCGCUUCACGCUGAGAUAAUCGAAAGCGCUCCUUCAGGCGCAAAGACUUCGAUUCCUGUUGAGUGCGAAACACCACCUGAUACUUCAACCAGAGGCAGUCCUAUCGAAACCUCCUCGAAUUCGAGGAAAAGUCUUAAACUCAGUGAAGGUUUGCGCAUGAAGAGUAGUUCUGUCUACGGGGAGGUCCAUUAUAAAAACUCGCUAUCAGGCACAGAAGUCCUGGCCCCAAUAAUGGCUAACAAGGAAGUAUCCUGCAGAGAAAACCGAAAGCGGUCUAAUGUUGUCCCAGAGCCAGAGAGUAGUUUGAAAGAAUUUCCAAAGUCUAAUGAACCACAAAGCAUUCAGGACAAUUGCUCUGUCACGCUGCCUAUCACAUCGGAAGGCCUCUCAUCGCCCAAACCCGUAAAACUCCACAAAAAGCCACUUUCAAUUGAUCUGGUCUCCUCACUCACAUAUACUUCGGUCCCAGACAUCAGCACUCCUGAUGUUCCGAUCUCAACGAAUAGUGAAACCCUCCAAGAGAAGACCUUGUCUCUAAGCAAUGUAACCGCCUCCACGAUUGAGGCCAGUGACGGCUAUGCGGACGAUUUUGAAUCGACCGGAGAGGCAAACCAAGCCGAGAAAUCCGUAAACUAA
Echinococcus granulosus is the source of this 2388-nucleotide messenger RNA. RefSeq lists its product as hypothetical. The transcript has 8 exons. Lineage: Eukaryota; Metazoa; Platyhelminthes; Cestoda; Cyclophyllidea; Taeniidae. The record is from RefSeq and is a predicted model, not a curated record. The coding region runs from base 1 to 2388 and encodes 795 amino acids.